Fonsecaea multimorphosa CBS 102226 is the source of this 1086-nucleotide messenger RNA. RefSeq lists its product as uncharacterized. The record is from RefSeq and is a predicted model, not a curated record. Bases 1 to 1086 code for a protein of 361 amino acids. The transcript has a single exon. Gene Ontology annotation, biological process: L-homoserine biosynthetic process; aspartate family amino acid biosynthetic process. Lineage: Eukaryota; Fungi; Ascomycota; Eurotiomycetes; Chaetothyriales; Herpotrichiellaceae. Gene Ontology annotation, molecular function: homoserine dehydrogenase activity; aspartate kinase activity; NADP binding.
AUGUCUUCACCUAGCAUCUAUCUCGCCGUUAUUGGCGUCGGAGGUGUCGGAACCUGCUUUCUAUCUCAGGUCUCUUCGCUACCUUCUCGUCUGCGCCCCACACUGAUCUUCCUCUCCCGUUCAUCGAAGCAACUCUACAACACGUCCUACUCCCCUGUGUCUCCCUCCGACUUGCAAUCCUCCACCUCUAAGCUCCUUUCAAUUCCUGAUGAACUCGUCACAUACCUCUCGUCGGCCCCCGGAAAGGUCAUCCUCGUGGACAAUACCUCGUCUCAAGACGUCGCAAACGCAUACCCGUCUUUUCUAAAAAAGGGAAUAAGUGUCGUGACACCGAACAAAAAGGCCUUUUCUGGAAGCUUACAGCUCUGGAACGAUAUCUUCUCCGCGGUCGAGCAGGCCAAUGGAAAAGCCAUGGUCUAUCAUGAAUCCAGUGUGGGUGCCGGUCUUCCCGUGAUAUCCACGUUGAAAGACCUGGUCGCGACGGGGGAUCAAGUCACGCGCAUCGAAGGUGUGUUUUCAGGAACCAUGUCGUUCCUGUUCAACUCCUUUGCCCCCGUCGACGGCACCGGAAAUGGGAAAUGGUCUGAGAUCGUGAAACAGGCCAAAGAGGCGGGAUACACGGAACCAGAUCCCAGGGACGACCUGAACGGGAUGGACGUCGCGAGAAAACUCACCAUCCUAGCACGUCUGGCGGGCUUGAAAGUUCAGGGGCCGGAUUCUUUCCCCGUCCAGAGUCUCAUCCCCAAGGAACUCGAGUCGGCCAAAUCGAGCGAGGACUUCAUGGCUCAGCUACCAAAAUUUGACGAGCAGAUGGAGUCGUACAAGUCCCAGGCCGCUGCUCAGAACAAGGUUGUGCGCUACGUCGGCUCGGUGGAUGUUGGCAAAGGCGAGGUCAAGGUAGGACUGGAGAUGGUGGAGAAGGGUUCACCCAUUGCGGGCUUGAAGGGCAGUGAUAACUUGAUUUGCUUCUAUACCAAACGGUAUGGGGCGAAUCCGUUGGUCAUCCAGGGUGCGGGCGCAGGUGGCGAGGUCACCGCGAUGGGUGUCACAGCAGACUUGAUCAAGGUGGUUGAGCGGCUGGGAUAG